GAACAUUCUGAUCUUGGUUGGCUUUUUGUGUUUGUGUAGCUGUGGUGGCUGUCAAAAGAUGAGGAACAGCUCAUCUUUUUGGAUGGUGAUCUUUUGGGUUUGGUUGGGUGGCUCCUGUGAUAUGUGGGGGUUCUUUUGAGAAUAUAGUGAACUUUGUGUUCCUUGUCGUGCCCACUUCUUAUUUUGAUUCUUCGUACUCACACAUCCCACGAACUAAACUUUCCUUGUAACUUGCUUCUACUAGUUUCACUCUCUUUCUCCUGCCACCCUACUUUGUUUUCUCAUAUGUUUGCUCAGAGAACGGGAACAAACUUCUGCCUCUGGAGGAGCUUGGCUUCAAAGCUGGGACAGAACUAGAAACGUGGCCAAUGAAGGAAUGUUGAUUGUGGAACUUUGCGGAGCAGAAAGGGUGUUGGUGGUGGUGUCUAAAUCCAUUGUUAGGAACAACAUAUUUAAUAGAGAGUGGGGCGGUGGUGUCAGUGUUGAGCAAGUGGGGGUGUCUCUUAAGUCUUAAAACUCUACCUUUGAGGGAAUUAGUAUAUAAAUAUUUGUGUUGGAGGUAGUUUGUUUCUGUUGGUUAUGUCUCCUAACAUGGUCAUCUUUGCCGGACUCCUUGGACUUUGUUACCAAUUUAGUAAGCAACCUGUUUUUUGAGUCUCUUCCCAUUCAAGUUAGAAAAGAAUAAUAUCCCAUUUCUACCUUCUCUCUCACUGGCCUCGUUUUGUGAGAAAGAUUCGGUCAUACUAGGAAGGAAGCAACUCAACUAUACCACAAUUAUAUUUCAUCUUUUUCUUUCUUUCUUUCAUCACCUUGGACUUUACUAGCAAGUUACCCUCUUUCCUUUUUUUUUAAUCCAAACUCCUAGUAGGUGGUUUGCUUUGCAUACCCGGGAAGCGGCGGAGUAGGUGUUUGAAGCUGUAGUGAAGGUUAGGAAUUGGGUUCCUAUAAGGAAACGGAGCUUUUGCUUUUUACUUUGGUCAAGAUGAAGUUUAUGAAACUUGGAUCUAAGCCUGAUACUUUUCAGACUGAUGGAGAUAAUGUCAGGUAUGUGGCGACUGAGUUGGCAACUGAUAUAGUCAUUAAUGUUGGAGAUGUAAAAUUUUACCUCCAUAAGGGAAGUCUGUAAUUCAAUCCAACUGCCACAAAGGUCUGAUGAUGGAAGGGAAGGAUAUGGUUCAACAUUUGUUUCCUUUUUGUAUGAAAAAACAUUCAUUUUCCCUUCCUUGAACACACUGGAAAAUUUGACUCUCUAAAAAAACUAGAGUUUAGGAUCUGUCAGAUAAUGUAUUUGUUCAUAAUCAUUCAGUUGAUUUUGUUGGUUUGACUUUUUACUGUAGACAAAUUAUUCUAGUAACUGAAGUUGAAAGCUGAGAUUGUGGACAUUAUCUGUCAUAUAUAUAUAUAUAUACACACACGCACAUACACACAAGUUCAUAAUGGAUUUGUGUAAUUUGCGAAGCAGAAUACUUGUCUUUGCAACUAUUGUAGACAAUUAUUUUUUUCAAUACGUUUAUGUUUUCUGCAUAAGUUUAUUAUUUGGUUUGAUUAAGGACUACAUUAUCCUUUCAACUACUGAUCAUGAUCUUUACCUGAUUAUUAUCUGUAGUUUCCACUUUUGUCCAAAAGUGCACGCUUGCAAAAGUUGGUUACAGACACAAAUGAGGAGAACAACGAUGAAGUUCAUAUCCAUGACAUUCCUGGUGGACCGAUUGCAUUUGAAAUAUGUGCCAAGUUCUGUUAUGGUAUGACAGUAACUCUCAAUGCAUACAAUGUCAUUGCAACUCGCUGUGCAGCAGAGUAUCUUGAGAUGUAUGAAACUGUUGAGAAAGGAAAUCUUAUUUACAAGAUUGAAGUCUUCCUAAACUCCAGCAUCUUCAGGAGUUGGAAAGACUCAAUUAUUGUUCUUCAAACUACCAAGUCUCUUCUACCAUGGUCAGAGGAACUUAAGGUAAUGAGCCAUUGCCUGGACUCCAUAGCUACCAAGGCUUCAAUGGAUCCAUCCAAGGUGGAGUGGUCAUACACUUAUAACAGGAAAAAACUUCCAUCUGAAAAUGGGAAUGAUCCACAUUGGAAUGGUGUGAGGAAACAACAGAUUGUUCCAAAGGACUGGUGGGUGGAAGACCUUUGUGACCUCCAACUUGAUCUGUAUAAGCGAGUCAUAUCAACAAUAACAACCAAUGGAAAUGUUUCUGGUGCUGUAAUUGGAGAAGCUCUAAAUGCUUAUGCCUCCAGAAGGUUGCCUGGAUUCAACAAUAGUGUUAUCCAGGGCGGCGAUAUCAUAAAGAAUAGAUUAGUGUUGAAGACUAUUGUCAAUCUAUUGCCAGCAGAUAUGGUCUCUGUCUCUUGCAGUUUCUUGCUGAAGUUAUUAAAAGCAGCUUCUCUCUUGGAAUGUGAAGUCUCAGAGAGAUCUGAUCUAAUAAAGAGAAUAGGCCAGUGUCUUGAAGAGGCUACAGUAGCUGAUCUUUUGAUUUGUGCACCAGUUGGCGAAACAACAAUGUUUGAUGUUGAUACAGUGCAAAGGCUAGUUGAAGAGUUUGUAGCCCAUGAGCAGCAAUCUCAGAUUGAACCUCUAUUGGAAGAUGAAUUGCUGGAGAUCAGAAGCCCACAGAUGGCAUCAAAUCCUUCUAAUAAGAUAAAGGUGGCAAAACUAGUGGAUGGUUACCUUGCUGAGAUUGCACGUGAUCCCAAUUUGCCUCUUUCAAAUUUUGUCAGUCUUGCAGAAUUGGUAUCAAGCUUCCCAAGACCUUCACAUGAUGGCCUUUAUCGUGCCAUUGACAUGUAUUUAAAGGAACAUCCUGGAAUCAGCAAGAGCGAGAGAAAAAGGAUAUGCAGGUUGAUGGACUGCAGGAAGUUGUCUGCAGAUGCCUGCAUGCACGCCGUGCAAAAUGAGCGGCUUCCUUUGCGUGUCGUUGUGCAGGUUCUCUUCUUUGAGCAACUGAGAGCUACAACAGCAUCCGGAGGCAACAGCACACCUGAUCUUCCCGGUUCUAUCAGGGCCUUGCACCCUGUUGGAUCUCAUGGUAGCUCAAGGUCUACCACAACCAACACAGAAGAGGAAUGGGAUGCUGUGGCAACAGCAGAAGACAUAAAAGCUCUCAAAGGGGAACUUGCAGCACUGAAACUCACAGGUGGAGGUAGUCAAGGUAGUGACAGAAACAGCAAUGAUGGUGUUAAAGGCAAUACUGAAAAACUAGCUGCAAAUAAAAUGAGAGGUUUCCUCAUGUCAAAGAAAAUAUUCUCCAAGAUUUGGUCAAGCAGAGAGAAGAAUGGUGAGAUUACUAGCUCUGAUACAUCUGAAAGCCCUGCUUCUACAGUUGUAGAGGAGACGAAGUCAACACCAUCUAGAAGUAGAAGGCAUUCAGUGUCUUAGAACAUGUUUUGCAAACUUAAAAGCAGCACUUUGUUGUUGUAUAAUACGGUGGAAACAUUAGGAGAUAGAGCUUACUUGACAUCUUGUAGCUGAUUCUUCAAUGGAGCUCUGGCAAGCAUUGCCAAAGCAGCUAUCACGGUCUGAUUAGAUUAGAGAUGAGCUCAAGGAGUGACACAGUUUUGUUGUACUAUAAUGAGAAAAAGAAUGUUAUUGCCUUGUCUGAAUCCCUACUAAUGGAGAUUUGUAAGCAGUUUUUAAGCCUAAAGGAGGUUAACUAACUAUAAUCAACUGCCAAUAUAGUUUAAUUGAUGUGAAUCACAUCAACAUUGGGCUUGUUUUAUAGAGUAAUCAAUUUAGCCAUUUU
This is a messenger RNA of Abrus precatorius (Indian licorice), 3734 nucleotides long. Its product is annotated as BTB/POZ domain-containing protein NPY4. Lineage: Eukaryota; Viridiplantae; Streptophyta; Magnoliopsida; Fabales; Fabaceae. The coding region runs from base 1745 to 3370 and encodes 541 amino acids. Gene Ontology annotation, molecular function: protein binding. The transcript is spliced from 5 exons. The record is from RefSeq and is a predicted model, not a curated record.